AUGGCGUCGAGACCGUCCUUUUCAAGCUAUCGUUCAGACUUUCCGGAUGAGAGCAAGUCGUACUCGUCGACGACUCACCUCGCUACGCCGAACAAGGAAUGGGAUGUUGGCGGAAUCGUACCACCCCUCCCGAAUCAAUACUCUGCAUACCCCCCUCAGUCACCUUACGGUCAACCCUACAGUAAUCAGCCAUACGGUCAAGCGCCUCCUCAGACCCCAAUGACUCCCGCUGGAGGUUCUCAUCAUUGGCACCAGGUCCGAAAUCAACUGCUUGAACGACGGGUCGUCAAGCAGAUUCCUCUGGUCAAUGGAAACUUGAUCAUGGACGUGCCCGUGCCAAAGGGAGUAGUCCCUACGGGUGGCGGAAUGGGUUUCGAAAAGGAUGAAGUGACCAAAAUGAGAUAUACCGCCGCGACUUGCGACCCCGACGACUUUAUGAGGCGCAAAUUCUCCUUGAGGCAGUACCUGUGGGGAAGAAAGACUGAGCUAUUCAUCGUCAUGACGAUGUACAACGAGGAUUCCGUCCUUCUUCUCCGUACCCUCAACGCCGUCAUCAAGAAUAUUGCCCAUCUCUGCACACGGAACCGAUCAAAGACAUGGGGGGCUCAAGCCUGGCAAAAGGUAGUCGUCUGCAUCGUCGCCGAUGGCCGAAAGGUCGUUGAUGCCAGAGUACUCAAAGUUCUACAGCUCAUGGGAGUGUACGCCGAGGGAGUCAUGAAGGACACCGUAUUGGACAAGGAGACCCAAGCGCACAUCUUCGAGUACACCUCCCAGAUAACCGUCUCGGAAACUGGAGAUGUCGGUUUCGGAUCCUGCCCCGUUCAGUUGAUCUUCUGUCUGAAAGAACAAAAUAAGAAAAAACUCAACUCGCAUCGGUGGUUCUUCAAUGCGUUCGGACCUCUAAUCCAGCCCAACGUCUGUGUCCUCCUCGACGUCGGCACCAAGCCCUCGGGUCGAAGUAUUUAUGAGCUCUACAAGGUCUUCGAGAAGCACGAGAACGUGGGCGGGGCAUGCGGAGAGAUCUUCGCCGAUACUGGCCCUUGGGGCAAGCUUCUGUUCAACCCGCUCGUUGCUGGACAGAAUUUUGAAUACAAGAUGUCCAAUAUUCUCGACAAGCCUUUCGAAUCGGUCUUUGGUUUGAUUUCAGUCUUGCCUGGAGCCUUCUCAGCCUACCGAUAUGCCGCCGUGUCGAACCACGCAGACGGCACGGGUCCCCUUGCUGCGUAUUUCCAUGGUGAAAUGAUGAAUCUACCUGGUGCCACUGCGUCCAUCUUUGACAGAAACAAGUUUUUGGCAGAAGAUCGUAUCCUUGCCUUCGAAAUCGUCUGCAAGAAGAACGCCAAAUGGAGGCUGCAAUACGUCAAGUCUGCCAAGGCUGGAACAGAUGUGCCGUCUCGUGUGCCGGAAUUCAUCUCCCAACGUCGACGAUGGCUCAACGGAUCGAUCUUCGCCGCCACAUACGCUAUGGUGUGCUUCUGGCGCAUCUGGACUUCUGGGCACAACAUCAUUCGAAAGUUCUUCCUUACCAUCUUGACUGUAUACAAUCUUGUCAAUUUGAUCUUCAAUGUGCUCUCCGUGUCUUCAUUCUACCUCGCGUUCUUCUUCUUGAUCGACUCGUCUGUGUCUGGCAGUAAAGAUCCAUUUGGCGGCUAUGGUCAGGACAUCUUCGAGGUCUUCAACAAGGUCUAUAUCGCGUUGAUCUUCAUCGUCAUCAUCUGUUCUCUUGGCAACAGGCCGCAGGGAUCGAAUUGGUUGUACACACUUUGCAUUCUGCUCUUUGCUUGCUGUCAAGGUAUCCUGCUCUACGUUGCCGCGUGGACGGUGUACGAGACUGUGCCCCACACUACGGAAGGCUGGACCAAUGUCAGUGCUCUGUUCGAGAACCAGACCUUUGUCGACCUCGCCCUAUCCCUGCUUGCAACGUAUGGAAUGUACCUCAUCUCGUCGAUCCUCUACUUCGAGCCCUGGCACAUGAUCACAUCGUUCGUGCAGUACCUGCUCCUGCUGCCUUCCUAUGUCAACAUUCUUCUCAUCUAUGCCUUUUGCAACCUUCACGAUGUGUCUUGGGGUACAAAGGGAGACAAUGGGUCGUCCAAGGAUCUGGGAGGCGCAAAGAAGGUCGAAAAGGACGGCAAGGAGAUGGCUGAGGUCGCUCUGCCGACUAAAGAAGAGGAUGUCGAGGCUCUCUGGCAACAGGCUCGUUCGGAAUUGCGUGUCCCUGCCAAAGAGGUCCAUGAGAAGCGAAGUGCAGAGACCAAGCGAUCAGACGAGGACCGAACGUUCCGAACGAAUGUCGUGCUUCUCUUCCUCGGUAUCAACAUGCUCGUCAUCAUGCUCUUCACUUCCUCAGUGUUUGUCAACUGGAUCAAGCAACAUAUCCCGACGGCCUCGGCCUCAGCGUUCAAUCCAUAUCUUACUUGCAUCUUCUACGCUGUCCUUGGUCUGUCAACCAUGAGAUUCACAGGCUGUGUCCUGUACCUCGUCUUCAGGAUAUUCGGGUUCUGA
This is a messenger RNA of Kockovaella imperatae, 2505 nucleotides long. RefSeq names its product chitin synthase-domain-containing protein. Gene Ontology annotation, cellular component: cell periphery; cell septum. NCBI's taxonomy places the organism in Eukaryota, Fungi, Basidiomycota, Tremellomycetes, Tremellales, Cuniculitremaceae. Gene Ontology annotation, molecular function: chitin synthase activity. Bases 1 to 2505 code for a protein of 834 amino acids. The transcript has 16 exons. The record is from RefSeq and is a predicted model, not a curated record.